GCCCCGCCGCCGGCCGGUUCCGCUCGGAGCUGCGUCCCGGGACGUGGGGCCCGCGGAGCACUCUGUCCACCAUGGCCUCAGCUGACAAGAAUGGCGGGAGCCUCUCCUCUGUGUCCAGCAGCCGCCUGCAGAGCCGGAAGCCACCCAACCUGUCCAUCACCAUCCCACCACCUGAGGCCCAGGCCUCCGGCGAGGCGGCCAGCAUGCUGCCGGAGAGGCCCAAGAACCCAGCCUACGUGAAGAGCGUCAGCCUUCAGGAACCACGGGGACGAUGGCAGGACAGCACAGAGAAACGCCCGGGCUUCCGCCGUCAGGCUUCCCUGUCCCAGAGCAUCCGCAAGGGCACGGCCCAGUGGUUCGGUAUCAGUGGCGACUGGGAAGGCAAGCGGCAGCAUUGGCAGCGCCGCAGCCUGCACCACUGCAGCGUGCGCUAUGGCCGGCUCAAGGCCUCGUGCCAGAGGGACCUGGAGCUGCCCAGCCAAGAGGUGCCAUCCUUCCAGGGUACUGAGUCUCCAAAACCCUGCAAGAUGCCUAAGAUCGUGGAUCCUUUGGCCCGUGGCCGGGCCUUCCGCCACCCAGACGAGGUAGACCGGCCGCAUGUGCCCCACCCACCGCUGACCCCGGGAGUCCUGUCUCUCACCUCCUUCACCAGUGUCCACUCCGGCUACUCCCACCUGCCCCGCCGCAAGAGGAUGUCCGUGGCUCACAUGAGCUUCCAGGCGGCCGCCGCCCUCCUCAAGGGCCGCUCGGUGCUCGACGCCACGGAACAGCAAUGCCGGGUGGUCAAACGCAGCUUCGCCUACCCCAGCUUCCUGGAAGAGGACGCGGCCGACGGGGCGGAUACCUUCGACUCUUCCUUUUUUAGUAAGGAAGAAAUGAGCUCAAUGCCGGACGAUGUGUUUGAGUCUCCCCCACUCUCUGCCAGCUACUUCCGAGCCAUCCCACGCUCAGCCUCCCCGGUCUCCCCCGAAGGGGUGCGGAUCCCACUGAAAGACUACAGCCAGGCCCCAGUGGCCCGGCGUGGCAAGCGCAUUGCUUCCAAAGUGAGGCACUUCGCCUUUGACCGGAAGAAACGGCACUACGGCCUGGGCGUGGUGGGCAACUGGCUGAACCGCAGCUACCGCCGCAGCAUCAGCAGCACCGUUCAGCGGCAGCUGGAGAGCUUCGACAGCCACCGGCCCUAUUUCACCUACUGGCUGACCUUCGUCCACAUCAUCAUCACACUGCUGGUCAUUUGUACCUAUGGCAUCGCGCCCGUGGGCUUUGCCCAGCAUGUCACUACGCAGCUAGUCCUGAGGAACAAGCGAGGCUAUGAAAGUGUGAAAUACACCCAGCAGGAGAACUUCUGGAUCGGCCCCAGCUCGAUCGACCUGAUUCACCUGGGAGCCAAGUUCUCGCCCUGCAUCCGGAAGGACCAUCAGAUUGAGCAGCUGGUGCAGCGGGAGCGGGACUCAGAGCGGGACUCGGGCUGCUGCGUCCAGAACGACCACUCGGGCUGCAUCCAGACCCAGAAGAAGGACUGCUCGGAGACUUUGGCCACCUUUGUGAAGUGGCAGAAUGAUACUGGGCCUCUCAUGGAUGAAGCAGAUCUGGGCCAGAAGCAACCGUCAAGGGUUGUGUGCCACCAGGAUCCCAGGACGUGUGAGGAACCGGCCUCCAGUGGCGCCCACAUCUGGCCUGAUGACAUCACCAAGUGGCCGAUCUGCACAGAGCAGGCCCGAAGCAACCGCACACGCUUCCCGCAUAUCGACUGUGAGAUCAAGGGCCGACCCUGUUGCAUUGGUACCAAGGGCAGCUGUGAGAUCACCACGCGGGAGUAUUGUGAGUUCAUGCAUGGCUAUUUCCACGAGGAGGCGACGCUAUGUUCCCAGGUGCACUGUUUAGACAAGGUGUGCGGGCUGCUGCCUUUUCUCAACCCCGAGGUCCCCGACCAGAUCUACAGGCUCUGGCUGUCUCUGUUCCUGCAUGCUGGUGUGGUCCACUGCCUUGUGUCCGUGGUCUUCCAAAUGACCAUCCUACGGGACCUGGAGAAGCUGGCUGGCUGGCACCGCAUCUCCAUCAUCUUCAUCCUCAGCGGCAUCACAGGCAACCUAGCCAGCGCCAUCUUCCUCCCCUAUCGGGCAGAGGUGGGCCCAGCCGGGUCACAGUUCGGCCUCCUCGCCUGCCUGUUCGUAGAGCUCUUUCAGAGCUGGCAGCUCCUGGAGCGGCCCUGGAAGGCCUUCUUCAACCUGUCGGCCAUUGUGCUCUUCCUGUUCAUCUGCGGCCUCCUGCCCUGGAUCGACAACAUCGCCCACAUCUUCGGCUUCCUCAGCGGCCUGCUGCUGGCCUUUGCUUUCCUGCCCUACAUCACCUUCGGCACCAGUGACAAGUACCGCAAGCGAGCCCUCAUCCUGGUGUCGCUGCUGGUCUUUGCUGGCCUCUUCGUCUCCCUGGUCCUCUGGCUCUACUUCUGCCCCAUCAACUGGCCCUGGAUGGAGUACCUCACCUGCUUCCCUUUCACUAGCCGCUUCUGUGAGAAGUACGAGCUGGACCAGGUGCUGCACUGACCGCUGACCCGCUGGGCACUGACCACGCACAGACGGUGUCUGCGCUAGCCUACCUGUCCGCAGAGACUUGUGGGCAGGGUCCUGGGCCCGGGUGCUUGCGCCACCCAGCAAAGCUGACUCCGUGUGAGACAGCUGGUAACAGCAGGUUCUCCAGGGAGGUGAGGCCUCCCUUUCCUCAGGCCUGAAUGUUCUUGGCCCAAGCAUGGGGACACACACAAUACCUGCUUCUCCAGAGCUCAUGUCUCAGGCCCCUUUUCUCAACCCCUUGAGGAAUGCUCUUUUUUUUUUUUUUCCUCCCCCAGGGUCCUGGGCUGCCUCUGCAGUGCAGGUACCAUCUUCCUACUGUCACUGGGACUGGGGCUCAUUAAGUGCAGAUGUUUCCUCAGUUGCUCCCAGGGUUGGGGGUCCCCACCAUGUUACCAUGACCCUCCCCCUUCCUGCUCUAUCAGCUCUCCCUGCAUCGGCCCAUGGACUCAAGCCUGCUCUUAAGCUCCUGGCCAGUGCAUUGUGGGAGAAGCCUUGGACAUGGUCUUGGGGCAGAGAACAAGCAAAGCAUGGCUAGAUGGGGACUCUAAGGGCCUUUCUUUUAGCAAAGAGGCCACAUCUCAGCCCACCCACCAGCCCUGGCUCUGGCAUUGGUAUGGGCCACACAGGUUAGCUCUGAAACCAGGGCGUCCUCACUGCCUUUCUUGCUCCAGCUAUGUGGGUAUGGGCCUGAGCCAUCCCAACAGCCUGCUCCCAGGGACGCUAAAGGCUCAGUUGGGACUGGGAUUUUUUUUUUUUAAACCAGUUUAUAUUAUGGUCCUAAUUUUUAAAGGUAACGCUAACUUUGUAUGGA
Jaculus jaculus (lesser Egyptian jerboa) is the source of this 3384-nucleotide messenger RNA. It is a transcript of the gene Rhbdf2, whose product is annotated as rhomboid 5 homolog 2. The record is from RefSeq and is a predicted model, not a curated record. Lineage: Eukaryota; Metazoa; Chordata; Mammalia; Rodentia; Dipodidae. Gene Ontology annotation, cellular component: endoplasmic reticulum membrane. The coding region runs from base 72 to 2546 and encodes 824 amino acids. The transcript is spliced from 18 exons. Gene Ontology annotation, biological process: regulation of protein secretion; regulation of epidermal growth factor receptor signaling pathway. Gene Ontology annotation, molecular function: serine-type endopeptidase activity.